AUGAUUGCAAGCUUGAGGGAGUUCAACCAACACUUCCAUACUAUUCCAAAACUCAAGAUGUCGGAAAUAAACCCUGCCUUCGUGCUCCACUCCAUCAAGAACGUCUCGUUCGAGAACCGCGAGGUGCCUAAGCUGCGCGAUGAGUACGACGUCCGCGUGCACAUUGAGCAGACGGGUAUCUGCGGCAGCGACGUCCACUACUGGCAACGCGGCCGCAUCGGCGACUUCAUCCUGGAGUCUCCGAUCGUCCUCGGCCACGAGAGUGCCGGUACCGUCGUCGAGGUCGGUAGUAAGGUGAAGAACGUCAAAGUUGGCGACCGCGUGGCGAUCGAGCCCGGUGUGCCGUGCAGGCACUGCAAUCACUGCAGAGCUGGCACUUACAAUCUCUGCGACGACACAAUCUUCGCGGCCACCCCGCCAUGGGACGGGACGCUGCAGAAGUACUACAUCGUCGCGGGCGACUACACAUACCCCAUCCCGGAACACAUGUCCUCCGAAGACGGUGCGUUGGUCGAGCCCGUCGCGGUCGCCGUGCAGAUCUGCAAGGUCGCGGAGCUGAAGGGCGGGCAGACCGUGCUCGUGUUCGGAUGCGGACCCAUCGGCGUGCUCUGCCAGGCGGUGGCCAAGGCCUACGGCGCCAGCAAGGUCAUCGGCGUCGACAUCUCCGAGUCUCGGGCGCAGUUCGCGAGGGACUUCGCGGCUGAUGAUGUCUACGUCUCCGAGAAGCUCCCGAACGCGCCGGAGGACCCCGUCGAGGCUGCGCGUGCAGUUGGAGAGAAGAUCGUCAGGGACUACGGCCUUGGGGAGGGCGCUGAUGUUGUUCUGGAAUGCACGGGUGCUGAGCCGUGUAUUCAGGCUGGAGUUUUUGCGGCGAAGAAGGGUGGUACUUAUGUCCAGGCUGGCAUGGGCAAGGAGAAUGUGGUUUUCCCCAUCACUACCGCCUGUAUUCGUGCCUUGAACAUCAAGGGAUCCAUCAGAUACACCACCGGAUGCUACCCUGAAGCGGUAAACUUGGUGGCGUCAGGAAAGGUCAACCCGAGAAAACUGAUCACGCACCGCUACAAGUUUGAAGAGGCGGUGGAAGCAUUUGAGGUUGUGAGACAGGCGAAGGAGGAUACACUGAAGGUUGUCAUCCAGGGAGUGCCAAAAUAG
Colletotrichum karsti is the source of this 1152-nucleotide messenger RNA. RefSeq names its product alcohol dehydrogenase GroES-like domain-containing protein. Bases 1 to 1152 code for a protein of 383 amino acids. Gene Ontology annotation, biological process: D-sorbitol catabolic process. NCBI's taxonomy places the organism in Eukaryota, Fungi, Ascomycota, Sordariomycetes, Glomerellales, Glomerellaceae. The record is from RefSeq and is a predicted model, not a curated record. Gene Ontology annotation, molecular function: L-iditol 2-dehydrogenase (NAD+) activity; zinc ion binding. The transcript is spliced from 5 exons.